Talpa occidentalis (Iberian mole) is the source of this 2606-nucleotide messenger RNA. Its product is annotated as zinc finger protein OZF-like. The record is from RefSeq and is a predicted model, not a curated record. The coding region runs from base 100 to 1488 and encodes 462 amino acids. Gene Ontology annotation, cellular component: nucleus. The transcript has 3 exons. Lineage: Eukaryota; Metazoa; Chordata; Mammalia; Eulipotyphla; Talpidae.
UUACAGGACGCGCUGUCAUUCAAGGAUGUGUCUGUGGUUUUCACCUGGGAGGAGUGGCAGCUACUGGACCCCAUUCAGAGGAACCUGUACCAAGAUGUGAUGUGGGAAAAUUAUAGCAACCUAGUGUCAGUGGUAGGGUAUCAAGUUACCAAAGCAGACGCUUUCUACCCCGCUUUCUACCCCACGGAGCAGGAAGCAUCAAGGACAACAGAGGGGGAAGCCCACAGCCAGAUUCAUCCAGCACAAAGACCUCAUGCACUUGGCUCGCUUGGGAAACAUCCAGAACCUCACUUAGAAUACAUUAUUCAGAAUCAAAGGGAUGUCAGAGAUGAAGCUGAAUUUAAUGGACAAGACACAUUAUUUGUUUAUACGAAGGAUGAGGACAUACAUACUGGAGAAAGCCACAGUGAGUAUAAUGAAUGGGUAAAGGCUUUCAACCGGAAGUCACAUAUUAUUAAACACUGGAAAACUCCAACAGGAGAGAAACACUGUGACCACGGCAACUGCAGGGAGGCCUUUCCACAGAAGCCAGACCUCACAAAGAGUCAGAGAACACACACAGGCAAGAGACCCUAUGGGUGCGGCAGAUGUCAGGAAGGCUUCGGCAGAAAGUCCCACCAGAGAACCCAUACAGGAGAGAAACUGGACGAGCGUGACAGAGGUGCGGAGGCUUUUCCAGACAAGCCAUGCCUUAAUAAACACCAGGGAAGACACACAGGACAGAAAGGGCUUGAGUCCUCUGUGUGUGAGGGGGGAUUCAGCAAUGAGCCACAACUCACUUCACAUCAAAGAACUCACACAGGAGAGAAACGCUACGAAUGUGGCGAAUGUCACAAAAGCUUCGGCAGUAAGUCACGGCUCAUCAUGCACCAGCGAUCUCACACAGGCGAGAGGCCCUACGGCUGCGAUGAGUGUGGGAAAACAUUUCCCCUUAAAUUUAGCCUCAUUUUACAUCAAAAAACUCACACAGGAGAAAAGCCUUACCGGUGCAGUGAAUGUGGGAAAGCCUUCAUCCAAAGAUCUGAGCUAAGCAGACACCAGAGGACUCACACUGGAGAGAAACCUUAUAAGUGUAGCGAGUGUGGCAAAGGCUUCAGUGUCAAGUCUCUCCUCAAUACUCACUGGAGGAUGCACACAGGAGAAAAACCCUUUGGGUGCAACGAAUGUGGGAAAAUGUUCUCCAUCAAGUUUAACCUCAUCCUCCACCAAAGAACUCACACUGGUGAGAAGCCCUAUGAAUGCAGCCAGUGUGGGAAAAACUUCACCCAGAAGUCACACCUGACUAUCCACCAGCGGUCUCACACUGGAGAGAAACCUUACGAAUGCAGUGAGUGUCACAAAGCCUUCAGCCGGAAGUCCUACCUCCUGGUCCACAAGAGGAGUCACUCGGGAGAAAAGCCUUACCAAUGCCUAGAAUGUGGAAAAACCUUCUCCCACAAGCUUAGCCUCACUAUUCACCAGCAAAUCCACACAGGAGAGAAAGCCUGAGUGUGAUGUGUGCGGGAAACUCUCCCUAUUAAAUUUAGCCUUGUUUUACACCAGAAAACACAUACUGGAGAGAAGCCCCACGAAUGCAGCAAAUGUCAGAAAUCAUUUGCCCAGAAGUCCCAUCUUAUUAUCCAUCAAAGAAUUCACACAGGCGAGAAACCUUAUGGAUGCAAUGAGUGUCAGAAAAGAUACUCCCACAAGUUCAGCCUCAUUUUACAUCAGAAAACCUAUGGAGGGGAGAAAUGAAGGAAGCUGAUAUCCAAAAGUUGUCAUCGAGGGGGACACACUUUCUUUUCAAACCCACACUUACCAGAGAAUGCUGCUGGAAGAAUGCUGGACAAGGGGAAACACUUUUUUCAACAGGUUUCCACUGAGUGUGGCCCUGAGGGGGCUGACAGGAAGGGACAGCCUGGCAUGUAUCGACUGUGGGGUUGUUGGCACGAAAUGCAGCUACCUUCGCAUCACAGAAUUGACACUGAAGGAAUUCCUUCAAGGAAUCUGGGGGAUCUGGCUUUCAUGCAGUGUCACUGCUUGAAGGGCAUUUUUUUCUGUUACUGUGAAAUAAUAGAUUAUGGAAAGCAUCAGAGAUUACAGACAGUACUAAAGGUGUAAAUCCAGGGCCUCCCUGAUGGCACAGGCGGUUGAGCGCAGCAGUGUGAAGCUGUCUUCAGCCUCUGUAGUGCGGGUUCGAUCCCGGCUGGCCGUGGAGAUACCCACCUGGUGUGCAGACCUCUCCUGUCUCGCCUGCUGCUCCCCUCAGCAGUGUAUUUCAGUCAGUCUGCCUAUUCUGUUCCCCGCUCUGUCUCUGGUGAAUCCUCUCGCCCUCCUGCACAUCUGGCCUAUACCCCAGUUCUUGUAUAAAUAAAUAAAUCUUUAGGAAAAAAAUAAAGAUGGACAUCUAUACCUCUGUCGGAAGACAAAGCAAAUAUAUCAGAACGAUGUGAAAAUACUUAACUGUUUUAUACCUAUUUUUAUGAUAAUGGUUGUUCAUAUCUGGGAACUGCAUGAGCUGGCUUAGCAACUGUCACCCCCAGUCUAUGUGCUUAAUGUACAUGGAGCCUGCCCACAGGAUAUGUGCACUGAAUCUUAUGUCACUACGUGAUUGAAUAUGACACAAA